AUGUCUGGUAACGAGAGCCACAAUGGCGAGGGUCUCCAAUUAGUCCUACAUCUCAGCAACAAGCGUGUCCCCUCUCUUUCCGAUAUCCAGUUCGCCGACGACAACAUGGGUGCGUUCAGCGCUUUCGUUGCCCGCCGAAUGGAUCCCGAGGCCGCAGAGAAUAGCGGCCUGCGGAGAUGGCGCAGACGUGCGAAUACGGUCGCAAGAGGUAAGUUCGUUUCGUCUGGCAAGGCUUGGAAGGGCAGUGAUGCUGAUAUGGCAUCGCGCAAAGGUCACGACGGCCAGGACGUCAAGGAGUCUUGGGCCAGGCGUGCGGCGAAGGGUCUCUGGGGACGCCUCCAUAAACAUGACGGUCGAUCAAAGGAUGUGGAGGCGACUGGGACUGCGUUGAGGCUCGAGCCGGACAACAACCAUUCUACGGGGAUGAGUACACAGCUGCUGAUCUCUGCCCCUGUGGCUUCCCAUUCCGAUGACGUUCCGGAGAGUUCUAUCCGCGAUAACAAUGCGACUGCGAUUAAAGAUUCCGGAAAUGUACCAGCACCAGUACAGGAUGCGCAUGUAUGGCAGCACCUUGCAAUCGAAUCAUCCUCAUCCACAGCCGACACCGUCUCCUCCUCAACGACCAUUACCACCACCCACUUCGGAAGCCCACUGACACGCUUUCCUCAUCAUACACAUGCGCGAAGUCCCACACCCGACUGGAUCCCGGCUUCCACAAGUCCCCGUAUCUCGGACGUCUCUACCGCCAUCGAGUCGCCCUGGGGUUCUUAUCUAUCCGUUGACCCCCACCACGAGCUCAUCAACAGCAUCGAACGAUUCCAAUCCGCGCUUCUCGUGGACUCCAGCAUGAUUGACAACAUCUGCGGCGACGUACGAGAUAUACUUGAGAUAGCUAGCAAUAACUUGCUGACCGUCGGAUGCGACCUACAAAGGCUGCUGGUCAUCUGGCGUAAGAUCACCGGCAACGCAGCGAACGUUGCUGUGCUUGAGGCACUGUACCCGUGUGCCCUUGUAAGCAAGGAGCAUGUCGCAAAAGCUUGCGUAGACAUGAAGAAAGGGCUUCAGUCCUAUCGCGACUGGUCGGACAUUGUGGCUCGCAACAAGAGGAUAGCCCAAUCUCAGAACGCUAUCAGUCAUAUGUGGUGCGCAGCCUUAAACCAGAAGAUGAAAGCGCUCGACGUGCUCGAAGCGCUGGACUUUGACGAUGUUGCUGCUCAGAUGCCGCCGCACGUCGCCUUCACUGAGCAAGCGCCUGUUCUCUACACUGUCGCGACCAACAUCGCGAUACCCACAGUCAUGCCAGUCGCCUACGCCUACCGCACCCACGUCAAGGCUAUCACUCCCAGCAGCCUCGGUGCAACAUGGAAGCCAGUUUACGCCAGCCGUAGGAAGCGCCCCCAGCCAUGUUCAGCCUGCAACAGCUAG
Messenger RNA from Alternaria arbusti, 1425 nucleotides. RefSeq lists its product as uncharacterized. Lineage: Eukaryota; Fungi; Ascomycota; Dothideomycetes; Pleosporales; Pleosporaceae. Bases 1 to 1425 code for a protein of 474 amino acids. The record is from RefSeq and is a predicted model, not a curated record. The transcript has 3 exons.